GUCUUCGUCGCCAUUUGACUCGCCAAUCGACAUCAUUUGUAACCCUCUAUAAUUGUGAGAGGCUCCUCAUCUUCAGCUUCUUCAUAGUUAGGGAAAAGAUUCAAAACUCUAGGGUCUCUGAUUCUACGAAGCUAUGCCGGUGGUUAGUGUCACCUUGGAGGUCGGAAUCGACGGCGUCGCGGUGAUCGCCUUCUCUAAUCCACCCGUUAACGCCUUGGCCAUUUCGAUUCUUACGGGGUUGAAGGAGAAAUGCGACGAGGCGGUGAGGAGAAAUGAUGUGAAAGCUAUUGUUUUGACAGGCAAAGGAGGGAGAUUUUCUGGUGGGUUUGACAUCAAUGUUUUCGAGAAGAUUCACAGGACUGGGGAUAUUUCGCUCAUGCCUGAUGUAUCGGUCGAGCUUUUGGUCAACACAAUCGAAGAUUGCAAAAAGCCUAUAGUUGCUGCUGUGGAAGGGCUUGCUCUUGGAGGUGGCUUAGAAUUGGCACUGGGAUGCCAUGCACGUAUUGCAGCACCAAGAACUCAACUUGGCUUGCCUGAGCUGUCACUUGGAGUAAUUCCAGGGUUUGGAGGUACACAACGUCUUCCAAGGCUUGCGGGGUUGUCAAAGGCUGUUGAGAUGAUGCUGUUAUCCAAAUCAAUCAUGUCAGAAGAAGGGAAGAAGCUAGGUCUUAUUGAUGCUAUUGUGGCCUCUGAAGAGUUGCUGAAAGCAUCUCGGCUUUGGGCUUUAGAUAUUGCUGAUAGGCGCAAGCCAUGGAUACGUUCCCUUCACAGGACUGACAAGCUUGGUUCCCUAUCUGAAGCACGUUAUGAAUUGAAGAUUGCAAGACAACAAGCCAGAAAAAUUGCCCCAAACAUGCCUCAGCACCAGGCCUGCCUUGAUGUGAUCGAGGAGGGCAUUGUUCAAGGAGGAUAUAGUGGAGUUCUAAAGGAGGCGAAAGUAUUUAAGGAGUUAGUCGUGUCAGACACUUCAAAAGGACUUGUUCAUGUCUUUUUUGCCCAACGUGCAACAUCCAAGGUGCCUAAUGUUACCGAUGUUGGGCUUAAACCAAGGCAUGUGAAGAAAGUUGCUGUUAUUGGGGGAGGUCUAAUGGGUUCUGGGAUAGCUACAGCUCUUCUUUUGAGCAACAUAUACGUUUAUCUCAAGGAAGUCAAUUCUGAAUAUCUUCUAAAGGGAAUAAGAACGAUAGAAGCAAAUGUUCGAGACUUGGUAAAAAAAGGAAAGCUGACACAGGAUAAGGCAGAAAAAACCUUAUCAAUGCUUAAAGGUGUAUUGGACUACUCAGACUUUAAAGAGGUGGAUAUGGUCAUAGAGGCUGUCAUUGAAAGUGUUCCUUUAAAACAAAAAAUAUUUAGUGAAAUUGAGAAAGCCUGCCCUGCCCACUGCAUUUUGGCAACAAACACAUCUACUAUUGACCUCAAUUUAGUUGGGGAAAAGUCCAGCUCUGAAGAUCGCAUUGUGGGGGCACAUUUUUUCAGUCCUGCUCAUGUGAUGCCUCUUCUGGAGAUUGUAAGGACAGAGAAGACAUCUGCUCAAGUAAUUCUUGAUCUCAUGACAGUUGGGAAAAUUAUUAAGAAAGUUCCUGUAGUAGUGGGUAACUGCACUGGCUUUGCAGUCAAUCGGACAUUUUUCCCAUAUUCGCAAGGUGCACAUAUUCUGGUAAAUUUAGGUGUGGAUGUGUUCAGAAUUGACAGGGCAAUCCGCAGUUUUGGCCUCCCCAUUGGUCCUUUCCAGCUUCAGGACUUGUCAGGAUAUGGAGUAUUCAUUGCAGUUGGGAAAGAAUUUGCUAACGCAUUCCCUGACCGCACAUUUCAGUCACCGUUGGUUGAACUUUUGGUGAAAAGUGGAAGAAACGGUAAAAACAAUGGAAAAGGAUACUACAUUUAUGAAAAGGGUAGCACGCCAAAACCUGACCCCUCAGUGCUACCAAUUAUUGAGGAGUCUAGACGACUUACCAAUAUUAUGCCUCAUGGAAAGCCAAUAUCUGUUACUGACCAAGAAAUAGUGGAGAUGAUACUCUUUCCGGUGGUGAAUGAGGCAUGUCGUGUUUUAGAUGAAGGGGUAGUUGUUCGAGCAUCAGACCUUGACAUUGCAUCUGUUCUUGGAAUGAGUUUUCCGUCAUACCGUGGUGGUAUUGUUUUUUGGGCAGAUGCAGUUGGGCCUAACCAUGUCUAUACAAGUCUCAAGAAAUGGUCACAACUAUAUGGCAAUUUUUAUAAACCAUCAAAGUUUUUGGAAGAAAGAGUGACAAGAGGCAUCCCGUUGAGUGCACCUGCUUCAUCGUCUCCAGCAUCAAAGUCACGCUUGUAAGCAGUAGUUUAACAUUCACUCCCGACCAAAAGCAUACUGAGCAUGGAGAAGAAAAAAGAAGUCUGCUUGUUCGGUUGGUAAAUAAAAGAAAAGUCAUGUUUAUGGCUAGCUUGUAAUUUUUGCAUAUCGUCGAAAUAGUAAAGAUUGUUUGCUUUUGAAACCGUAA
Messenger RNA from Alnus glutinosa, 2474 nucleotides. Its product is annotated as peroxisomal fatty acid beta-oxidation multifunctional protein AIM1. Gene Ontology annotation, cellular component: peroxisome. Bases 134 to 2308 code for a protein of 724 amino acids. Gene Ontology annotation, molecular function: NAD+ binding; (3S)-3-hydroxyacyl-CoA dehydrogenase (NAD+) activity. The record is from RefSeq and is a predicted model, not a curated record. The transcript has 18 exons. Lineage: Eukaryota; Viridiplantae; Streptophyta; Magnoliopsida; Fagales; Betulaceae. Gene Ontology annotation, biological process: fatty acid beta-oxidation.